GCUAAGCACAGAUUGGAAGCGAUUAAUUGCUUCCAACCCGAUCCCGACGGCGGAGGCCGGCGCACCCCCGGAAACCCAACCCCUCCUUCGCUAUAAAUACCUGCCCAUCUCGCGUCCCUCUCCACACCUGCUCCUCCUCACUCUCCAGUCAAAUCUUUCUACUCGGCUGCGCUAACCUAGGGUUUAGUCCGGCGGCCAGCAGCUAGCCAUGGAGGGGGAGAGCCACGCCGCCGCCAACGCCUUCAACGGCGCCCCGACCCGCCGCUCGGGGGAGGACGUCAUCGUCCUGUCCUCGGCGACGACGAGGCCGCCGCGGUCGGUGGAGGCGGUGGUGCUGGUGGACGCGGAGGGGGAGGGGCAGGGGCAGGGACCGCGCAUGGAGAUGGAGGCGCCGCCGGAGAAGCUGUACUUCAAGACCAGGCUCUGCGACAAGUACGAGGACACCGGCCGCUGCAUGUACGAGGACGGUUGCACCUUCGCGCACGGCCGCGCCGAGCUUCGUCCGCCGGUCCCCCCUGUCGGCGGCUUCGCCGUCGCCGGCGGCGGCAGGGUUGUCAACGGCGGCGGCAAGGUGUGCUUCAACUUCAGGGACACGGGCACCUGCCAUUUCGGGGACAGGUGCGCCUUCCCCCACGCUGCACCAUCAGGUCACGCGAUUCGCCUCACCGGGGACCAGAAGGUGCUGACAUCCCCAGGGCCACGCUACGCCGCCCCGGGCACCGCCAGGGCGUACCCGUACCCGCCGGUGAUUCCCCUGGCCGCGUGUGAUCGUCCUGCCCAGAUGACUGAGGAGAACGGGGCCAAAAAGCCCAACAGGCUGAUGCUCAUGAGCCAAGGGAAGAUCGGCGGCAUCUACGGCGACUGGCCGGAGCAGAAGGAGCAGGAGAAGUGAGACCGAUCGAUCAGCCGUCCACCCACCAUGGUCGCAUACCCAUAUAGUAGAUGAUUGACAUUGCUGAUAACAAAACAAAAAGGGGACAGGUUGAUCUUGUCUGAAAGUGAAUAAAUUUACCAUGGUGGUAUUUAUCUUUUUUUUAGUAGCAUGGUGGUAUUUAUCUGUGUUGUGUAAUUCCAACUGUUGUAGUGCAUGCAAAUCCUAUGUACUGUAAUUCGUAUGAAUAAACCAGCGUCGUUGUUUGUUUA
Aegilops tauschii subsp. strangulata is the source of this 1143-nucleotide messenger RNA. RefSeq lists its product as uncharacterized. Lineage: Eukaryota; Viridiplantae; Streptophyta; Magnoliopsida; Poales; Poaceae. Gene Ontology annotation, molecular function: metal ion binding; mRNA binding. The record is from RefSeq and is a predicted model, not a curated record.